GGGACGCGGUGUAUCCGCUGCAGACUGGGCCAGGGGUACCGGGGACACCGGCCACCGGCGCCAUGCCCCCCAAAAAGAAAGGGACCGGGAAGCGCAGCGCAAAGGGAAAGAAAGCCAAGGAGCCGGAGAAGGUGAGAGGAGAGCCGCUGAAUGAGCAAAGCAAGGAGUUCUACCAGCUGCAGAUCCGGGACCUGGAGGACCGGCUGGAGAGGUACCAGAAGAAAUGGGAUGAAAUUACCGCAAAAGAGAGCCUGGUCCAGGCUCAGUAUGGCCAACUGGCCAGCGACAAGAAAGAAAUCGUGUCCUUCCUGAAACGGACCCUGAACCAGCGCAUGGACGAGAUCGCUGACCUGAACGAGCAGCUCGUGGGACUUCAGCAGGCCAAGGAUGCAGAGAAAGACACGUACGAGGCGCAGCUCGCGCAUGUGCGCCAUGAGUUCCAGGAGACCAAAGACCGUCUCACCUCCGAGAACAUGCUGCUAGCUGGAAAGCUGGCCUCGCUGGAAGAGUUCAGGGUGCAGAAAGAGGAGCUGACGGCCAAGUUUGCAGCUCUUGAGGAAAAACUUAGGAAGCAAGAAGAAGAUCACAAAGAGAUGAUUUACAAAUUAGAGAAGAAAGGUGUGCUGGACAAAGACAGGUUGAAGAAAGAGAUGGUGCAACGCGUUAAUACAGUGGCUGCCGAAUUCCGCCGGGUGUCUAACAACCAGAUGGCGGAGACGACCAAGCGGGCCAUCCGUGAGAACGUGUCCAUCAGUUCGCAGCUUGCCAAGAUGUCUGACAAGAGCAUGGAGCUGAUACACGAGAACGACUGCCUGAAAGAGCGAGUGGGAGAGUUGAGGAAAGAGCUGGAGGUGCUGGAGGAAAGUGAGCAGGAACUGGUGAAAACCAAUCUUAGCAACCAAAAGGUGAUCCAGAUGUUGAAAGAGAAGUGCCAGCAACAACGGGAACUGCUUGACUCGUCUGAGAAGACAGAGCAGGACCUGACCGACGUGCAGAUGAAACACCAGGACCUUCAGGAAGAAGCUCAGUCAUUGAGGCAGAAAGUAUCCGCUCUGGAAGAAGAAUUGCAGAAAUCUGAGCAGGAAAAGAAGAAUCUGUCCCAACGGCUGGAUGAAGAAAGGAGGAGACAGUUAUCGGUGGAAAGGGUCCUGGGCCAGGCUGCCGUCUCCCUGAAAGAUGUUCUCCUGGAAACACCAAGAGAAGAGGACGAGGAAACGGAAGUGACUUUCCUAGCCAGACGCAACCAGAUGCUCCAGAAUCUUCUCCAACUGCUGGACAGCGCAGCGACUCUGGGUCUGGGACCCAAACUCCACGACUUCCGGAGCAAAGACAUCCAUCUCACCGAACACAACGCGGCACCGAAGGACGGCAGGUUCCCGACGUCUCCAGAAAUAAAGGGACCCGGCGUCCUCCCUCACUAUAGGAUGGGAGACUUGGGGUUGGUGCCCAGGCAGGAUGCCCCCACAGCCCUGCUCGGCAAAAUCGGAAUGCUCUCCAAAACCACCAGGCUUGGACCAUUACGGGGAAAUCCUAAUACACCGAAGAACGUGAUCUCCCUGAGCUUAGAGGAAAAGCAAAUCAAACCAACCCCAGCCGUUCUGCCAGGGAUCCCGCCAUCCAACAAGACCCUCCUCGUGGCCAAGUGAAAAUUCUCAGGGAACUUGCAAGUACGUAGGGAUACUAAUAGAAAUAAACAUGCUUGAAAGAUGGAGAUACAAUUAUUCUGUCAUCUCAACAAUAAAGCAGGAAAAAAACAGAUAUUUCUUUAAAAAAAAAAGGCAAAGUGAUCAAUUUCA
Spea bombifrons (plains spadefoot toad) is the source of this 1796-nucleotide messenger RNA. RefSeq names its product cilia and flagella associated protein 157 (gene CFAP157). The record is from RefSeq and is a predicted model, not a curated record. Gene Ontology annotation, molecular function: microtubule binding. Lineage: Eukaryota; Metazoa; Chordata; Amphibia; Anura; Pelobatidae. Gene Ontology annotation, biological process: sperm axoneme assembly. The transcript has 9 exons. The coding region runs from base 63 to 1646 and encodes 527 amino acids. Gene Ontology annotation, cellular component: ciliary basal body; cilium.